This is a messenger RNA of Gavialis gangeticus (Gharial), 6300 nucleotides long. It is a transcript of the gene NPHP4, whose product is annotated as nephrocystin 4. The coding region runs from base 213 to 4508 and encodes 1431 amino acids. The record is from RefSeq and is a predicted model, not a curated record. The transcript has 31 exons. Gene Ontology annotation, cellular component: non-motile cilium; ciliary basal body; ciliary base. Lineage: Eukaryota; Metazoa; Chordata; Crocodylia; Gavialidae. Gene Ontology annotation, biological process: protein localization to ciliary transition zone; negative regulation of canonical Wnt signaling pathway.
GCGGCGGUCAGGGGCUGCCCCCGGUCGGGCGCUUGGUUCAGCCCGCAAAGAUGGCCGCGGUCCCGCGCGCUGCAGAUCCUAUAGACUAAGGUACAAGCAAUACAGCUCUCACCUGGCAACGUGAGCAAAAGUGAAUUUCAAAAAAAGUCCUGGCAGAUGAAAGUUCUCCGUAGCAGGUGCCUGGAGGAAGACGUGACCUUUUAAGCAGCAAGAUGAGUGAAUGGGAAAGGGUUUUUGUGCAGAAUCUGACUGUCCCUCCGCACUCGCAGAGGAGACGGCAGGUCCGGAGGGAAUCAACAGCAUUUCAGUGUGUCCUGAAGUACAUCGAGGGGACUUUGAUUAAGCAGAGAGCACUGGAAGGUUUAGCUGGAGUUGAAUACCAGCUCCGCAUGACCCUCUUUGACAUCACAUAUCGCCAUUUUUUUGGGAGAACCUGGAAAAGCAGCACCAGGCCCCUGAAGGAUUUCCCAGGACAGCCACCCAGAGCCAGUUUCAAUGAGACAGUGUAUUUUCACACAUCCUUAAACCACCCUGGCAUCAUCAUUGUUGUGGAAGUGGUGGCCACAGCUAGAAAGCAAGAUGGGACCCACCAGGAUCUCUCCUGUGGGUUUGGAAUCAUGCACCUGUUCAACGCCAAGUCUGAGCCAACAGAUGUGGCUGUGAAGGGCAAAGGGCUCAAGCUGUACCAUGGGACACCACGAGCAUUGCUACAUCCACUCCUCCAGGACCCUAUAGAAAAGAACAAACACAUGACUGUGAUGGAGAACAGUCACCUUCAGUGUACCCUAAAGCUACACCCACCCCUGGAAGCUGCAUAUCACCUUUUCCCUGAGAACCUGCUGAUGUCCGGACUGCAGAGAAUUCCUGGGCUGCUGCCAGCACAAGGAGACACAAAUGAUCUUUUUUGGAAACCCCAGCUCAUGAAAUCAGUCACAUGGUACUUGGAUAAACUGUGCAUCCAUCUCUACCCUUCAUUAGAAAAGUUUGAGGAAGAGCUACUGGAUUCACUCAACAACAAUCACUUACUUAAGGAUAACUCCAUGCUCAUUGGGAAUGUGGUUGCCAUUCAGGAGCGCCGGCUGCACGUCGGGGUCCACAAUGGCCUCUGCUUCGUUCAGACACCUCAGGUAGCAGUGCUGGUGCCAGAGGCUGAGGUGAUUCGGGGGCGCUCCAACAAGAAGCAAGGCUCCAGUGCUAAAUUCAGUGCCAUGGGCCAGGCUCUGGUUUUGAGAAGCCGCAUUCAUUUGACUGAGAUGGUUCGUCACCCAGCUUUUGGAAUCUUCUUCCAGCUUGAGUAUGUGUUCUGCGUGCCAGGUGGAGCAGACAGCAAGGCACUAUCCACUACCUCUUUGAAUAAAGCAGCCUACAUGCAUUCAAUUCGAUGGGCUGUUUGGAACCCUUUGCUGGACUCAGAUUCCUCAGAAGUGAUCUUACCACUGCAUGGAAGCACCCUGCACAACCCUGCUCACGUGUUGGUUUACAAGACCCCUCCAACCAGCAUGAGCUCAGAAGAGGUGAAGCAGGUUGAGUCUGGUACCAUCCAGUUCUGUGUUUCCACUAACUCAGAGGAACAUCUCGGUGCUUCCCCAAAUACUUUAAGUCAUGUCAGAGAAGAGCUUUUCUGCUCCAAGAAGCCAUCCAUACCAUCUCUCCGUUCUGUGCCUUCACCCCAGAUAAUGGCUUCCACUCAAGCUUCCACUCAGGGACCUGGGUUGUCGAUCUCUCAGUUGUCCGUGUCACCACACCAUGUAACAAAACCCCCGUUGCAGCGGCCCAGUGGCUCUCUACUUCCUCCAUCUCCAGGGAGAGGCCAGCAUAGACGCACACAGGAGCAGAUGCAUGGCAGUGGCAGCAUAACCCAUCUGGAGGCUGACCUCAGCUGUGGCUCGCUGGCCCAAGAGUCCCUGGCGAGUGACCAGCUGCAGGAGUUGCCCUUCAUGCCAGUGCAUGUGCCAAUCAUUGCUAUGGGAGCACAGGCAAGCAGCUCUACCACAGCGCUCACUCGGGCCUCUCUAGCCCGCCUACAUGCUGCUGGCUUUCCAGAAAUCCUGGAUUGCAACAAGGAACCAGCAGAAGUUUUGGACCCUGCAGCCCCUGUGAACUUUGACCCCCAGAGGGAAGAAGCUGACUUCUUGCAAAGCAAUGAAAUAGUUCUACAGUUCCUUGCCUUUAGCAGGACUCCCCAGGCUGGCACAGAGGUGACAUGGCCGAAGACUGUGUAUUUCACCUUCCAGUUCUACCGCUUCUCACAGGUCACCACACCACGGCUACAGCUGGUCAAAAUGGACCUUGCUGACUCCACCUCUUCAGCCCCUUCUUCCUACAUCUUAGUUCCGAUUAACAAGGAGGGAAUGCUUGACAGUGGCACUUCAGGGCUGCAGCUAAAUUAUCUGGUAGAUCCUGCUUUCCUAAAGGCUGGAGAACAACGUUGGUUUCUGCGUUACCUAGCUAACCAUACCCUACAGAUUGACAUCUGGGAUGGAGACUCUUUGCUGCUCAUUGGAUCUGUGGCAGUUAGGUUGAAGCACCUGCUCCGCCAGGGUCGGACAGCAGUUCAAGUGCAUCAUGAGCUGGAGGUCAUUUCAACUGAAUAUGAGCAGGACACCACAGUGAUGAGCGGGGACGUUCUCCGGCAUGGCUCGGUGAAGCCCAUAGGAGUCCAUGCAGUGGUGAAAGGUCGACUUCAUCUGUGCUUGGCUAAUGUUGGUCACCUAUGUGAGCAGAGGCUGAAGCAACUGAACUCUUUGCCACCACCCCGUUCUCGCAUCGUCUCCUCACAUGAUGGGACCAGUGGCUUCCACGGAGGCAGCUUGUUCUCCUUCAGUGCUUGUGGGGCUAAGAAUGUCUCCCAGGCACAGAAGCUGGCAGAUGUGGACAGUGAGCUGGCUGCCAUGCUAUUCAGUCGCCUGCGUGAGGUAAGCAUUGCCUUCCAGCAUACCACCCGUGAGGCCAGUGCCAUACGCAGGCGGAAGUUGGAGAGGAUGGUGAUGGUGAGACAGCUUGAAUCGCAGGAGGACCUCAGCAGGAGACAAGCAGCCCUCAUGGGUCAGCAUGAACAGCGCAUUCAGCACUCCAGGGACCUGCAAAUUAUUGAUGCCUACCGGGAGCGCAUCAAAGCCGAGAGCAUCUCCAACAUGCUGAAUCAGGCCAUCACCACCAAAUACAUACUCUAUGCUACCCUGGGGACAGCAGAGUUCUUUGAGUUUGCACUGAAAAACCCAUACAGCGUCCAACAUACAGUGACAAUUGAGAUUGACCACCCAGAGCUCAGCGUUAUUGUGGACACGAGGGAAUGGAGACACUUCAAAGAGCUGACCAAAACUGUCACACCAAUAGAAGAAGACAUGUUCCAUCUUGGUGAUAACGCCAGGCCUCAGGUCUACCUGCGCCCCAAGGAGACUGUUCACAUUCCGUUCAAAUACCAGACCUUCUCGAUAGAUCCUAUUGUCAUGAUGCAGGGUCCUGCUGAGGUGAAAUUCAGUAAAGACACAGAUGCUACAACACCCUGGACAUCCAAUGCUAUGCUGACAAAACACAUCAAGGUCUCCUUCACAGUGAGUGGUGGAAAGCCCCUCAGAAUUCUCAGUGUAACAGUGGAGCCACAGCCCCAUGUGGUGGAUCAUACCUUCCGCUUCUAUCAUCCAGAGAUGACAUUCUUGAAGAAGUCCCUCCGACUCCCGCCUUGGCACACCAUUCCAGGUGCCCCGGCUGGAGUGCCAGGAGGGGAACCCGAGAUGUACGUCCGCUGUAGUGACCCCAACAUCAUUUGUGAGACAAAAAAAAUGGGUCCCGGGGAGCCACAGGAUGUGUUUUUAAAAGUAGCUGGAGGACCAAGUCCACAGAUCAAAAAAUUCUUUGUUGCUAUUUACACGGACGCGUGGCUGGCUACUCCCCUCCAGAUCUGGCAGUUUUAUCUCCACUCACUACAGCGGGUGGACGUCAGCUGUGUGACCGGACAGUUGACUCGCCUGUCUUUGGUACUCAGGGGCACACAGGCGAUCAGGAAAGUGAAAGCUUAUACCUCUCAUGUGCAGGAGCUGAAGGUGGACCCAGAAGGCAUAUUUAUUCUCCCUCCACAUGGAGUGCAAGAUCUGCACAUUGGUGUGAGACCUCAGAAAGCUGGCAGCAAAUUUAUCUACCUCAACCUCGUGGAUGUGGAGUACCAUCAGCUUGUGUCUUCCUGGCUGGUCUGUGUAUCUUGCCGACAGCCUCUCAUUUCCAAGGCCUUUGAAAUAACACUCCCUGCCAGUGGAGGGAAAGGCUCGAACAAGCGGAUCACCUACACAAACCCCUACCCCUCCCGGAGGAUGUAUUUCCUGCAUACCAACCGGCCCGACCUGCUGCAAUUCAAGGAGGAUUCCUUUGAGCUCAGAGGUGGGGAGGUGUACACCAUCGGCUUGCGGUUUGCACCAACCCAGAACACUGGUGAAGAGGAGAUUCUGAUUUAUAUCAAUGACCAUGAAGAUAAGAAUGAGGAAACCUUUUGUGUGAAGGUUGUCUACCAAUAAAGAGGGGUCCUUGCCUGGGGGUCAACAGAACAUGCUCCUACAGCAUCAAUCAAAACUUUUACCUUAACAGCACCACCUACCAAGAAACACAAUCCUGUUUUCAUUGCUGGCUUUAGAUGUUUUUCCUCACUAUAAAUUUUAUGUUUCUGCUUUCUCCUUGACCAUGUUAUUUGCAGAUGAAUAGCCAGCUGAGCACCUCUGCACACCUAACCCAGAGACUCAAAGGAUAUGUUCCUUUGCUGUUUGCAAUUUGCCUCUAUCUAAUCACGUCGUUGCCAAGUCACUAUGAUUUAUUGUCUCACUGAAUUCCUUGCACAUAGCAUGACCUCCAAUGAUGUAAAAUUGCUGUAUUUGUUUUCCUCCUACUUAAGACUAUAAGUAUGUAUGUGUGUAUUUAUAACAUAUGUCAUAGUUUAGAAGACUGACACACUUUAUAUUAUGCUUUACUGUAUUUUUGGCUUAUUUAAAUUUUUUUAAACCCCCCCCAAAUCCCAGAUUUUGAAAAAACUGAAUUUCCUGAAUAUUUUUAUAAGAGUAUUUUUUCUCUACUCAGUUUUGUACAGAAAGAUAAAUCACUUUUACAGGAGAUUAGAUGCUUUUUACUCCUUUUUAUUCUGUAAUUAAACUAUUUGACAGAACUUGCACAGCACUGCGGAGCUUUUUGUUACCAGUCUUUUCCUAAUGCAGGCAGGCAGCUCCCCACAGGCUGAUGGGGUGAGCCUUAGAGCUGUCCUUCCUCUUGGCAAUGUGGACAAUUAUCCCUUUAAACAGUUUACCAAUCAGAAGCAUUGCACAAGUCUGUCCUUUCUAUGGAGGCUGGAGAGGCUUGAGUUUAGUCUGAUAUAAAGAGCUCCUGCAUGGUUUGACUGGAGAGAAGAUAAUCUCUUCUAAAAAUGAGAGCUAGUAUAGCCCCAGCCAUUGGAAGCAGGGGUUUCUUUUCCUCCUGAAUAAACAGCAUUGAGAUCUGGUAUUGGUUUUAGGGCAGAGGAACCUUUUAUGUCUCAGGCAGAAGUUACUGAGCUGGAAAGCAAGCAUACGUCAGGCAAUUUUACCUGCAGUCAAGGAGCAGAAUGUGAGGUGUACUAUUAACAACCAGGACUCUUAGAGUAUGUCUACACAGUGCAUAGUUGCCUGCAGAGACCACAGAGCUAUUGGUGAUUAAGACUAUGUCCAUUCUGUUUGUCACAGGUUGCUAUUCUGUAUUUUAUCACCUGGUGCUUUGGCUUCUGGGUGACUGAAUGGUGCUCCCACACCAGCUUCUUGCUUAACAAGACACAUCUCCCUGCUUAAUGCCCUCCCUAAGUAAGAGCCAUCUUCUUCCCUGGAAAAUCAUGCACAGAGGCUUUCAAACAGCUCCUUGUGACUAGAAGAUCUGAAUUCGCUUUGUAUUAUCCCUAAUUCAUGCCAGAGGAGUCUAGAAGUGCCAGUUUGGCUGGGUCUGCUAAAGAGACUACAAGCUCUUUUUGACCAAAUUUAGGAGAAAAUGUUUACAUCCCCCACUGCUUGUGACUUCCAUUUGAGGAGCACUUUGGCAUGUUAACUAAUCAAGUAUAUCAGCAUUUAAUUGCUGUGUUUAAUAAAUCACCUCUGAUUGGGACAAAACUGGUAACUGCAGGCUUAGUUUCUGUUUUUGGCAUAAAAACAGUAUACCAAAUAGUGAAACAAGAUGAUGAUACGUGCAGAACUCAGGUUAUAUAUCUUUAACAUUUUGACAAACAUAAUUUUAAAUUGUCAAUUUUUUGCUGUUGUUCAAGCAGUUUGUAGAACAAUAAACUUUUUUAUGUUUCAAUGA